Messenger RNA from Homarus americanus (American lobster), 2652 nucleotides. Its product is annotated as probable ligand-gated ion channel 46. Gene Ontology annotation, molecular function: neurotransmitter receptor activity; extracellular ligand-gated monoatomic ion channel activity; transmembrane signaling receptor activity. Lineage: Eukaryota; Metazoa; Arthropoda; Malacostraca; Decapoda; Nephropidae. The transcript has 2 exons. Gene Ontology annotation, biological process: monoatomic ion transmembrane transport; chemical synaptic transmission; regulation of membrane potential. The record is from RefSeq and is a predicted model, not a curated record. Bases 77 to 1876 code for a protein of 599 amino acids. Gene Ontology annotation, cellular component: membrane; neuron projection; synapse.
ACAUCGUUACCAGGUGCUGCCAGAGGUACGCAAUUUUCUCCAGGUAUUAUCUUUGUGUCGCGUCUUCAACUCCUCUAUGGCCGUCCCCUCCUCACCCGACGACAAUAACCACCUACACAAAGAGCUUCAGCCUUUCUACGAAACCUGCCAGCCGGGAAGCCUGUACAAGUUUUAUAUUGGCAUUGCCGAUGAAGCUGAGGAGGGAGUGUGGGUAAAUAUUAAUAGCCAGAAACAGAUAGUGUAUGAUAACUUUAGGGCCUCUCAUCCCCGCGGCGGGAGGAUCCAUAACUGCGGUCACAUCUUUCCUGGCGGUGAUUGGAGCGACACUUCCUGUGCCACUGAGCUUUGUGGCACUUGUCAUGUCGAUCGAUCAGAGUUCCUAUACCUCCGUGGAUUAUGCUUUCCCACGGAACAAAAGAUGUACUUCCGUCUAGGUGGAUAUAUAGAGGGCCGACCUUUGUUUCGUGGAUAUUUUGAUCUCAUCAUUUUGUGGGAGGACAUCUCUCUGCGCUGGUUACUGAAGAGUAUUGAAAACAAUGUAACAAUGGCAUGGUUUUCACCUCAUGAGCGUCAUCAUUACCCGAUCGGUCGACACACCUGGACAACGGGUGACCUGGUGUGUGGUUUCCAUUCAGGAACUGACAUCGCUCUCAGCCUGUCUUCCUGCCCACACGACAUGUUUACCUGUAAAUCCGGCUUCUGUCUCGACCAACGUUACCGCUGUAACUUCCGCUAUGAGUGUCUCGACGGGAGUGACGAAGAUGACUGUGGCGUAGUUGUGAUAGAUAGCAGCUAUCGUCGUCACCUGCCACCUCGAGGUCCACAGGACACGACCCUCUUACUCACGCCAACCCUCACGCUCACUCGCAUCGCCGGAAUUGAUGACAUCAGCAUGGCGGUGGACCUGGAGUUCAUAGUGAGCCCAACGUGGAGAGACGACCGACUUAGUUUUAACCAUCUACACCCCAAUACAAACACAUUGAUCCUAGAGGAAGAAGUUAAACAGAUAUGGACGCCUAAGUACCAAUUGGUAAACCUGGAAGGUGGACAAUACGAACUGCUGGAUGAAACGAUGGUCGUCACUACUUCAAACUUGCCCAGCUUACCUGACUUCAACGCUGCCAAAAGAGACUUCGUUUAUCCAGGGGCAUCCAACAAUCUCUCAAUCAUCCACCAGUACACGGCGAGAUUCACUUGUGCAUUUGAUCUUUACGUGUACCCCUUCGACGUGCAGGUGUGUAGCAUUGACCUCCGCCUUCCAUGGACCUACAACGAUAUUGUUGAAUUCUCAAGGACAGGAGGUGUUGGGUCUUACACAGGACAGAGAGACUUGUCCCUCUAUACUGUAAAAAAUGUCAGGUUGAAUUCGGAGUCUGGACCUGACCAACUGAGCUUAAAGUUUGAGCUGCACCGUCGCGGGGGUCUGGUUCUUCUGUCCACCUUCGUGCCGUCGGUGCUGCUGCUGCUGGUGAGCUGGGCGACGCUCUUCGUCAAGCAAGAGGCUCUCAAUGUCCGAGCCAUAAUGUCACUCACCACACUGUUAGUGCUGUACACACUCUUCUCUAACCUCUCCAGCUCCAUGCCUAACACUGCCGCCAUUAAGCUCAUCGAUAUCUGGUUCUUCUUAAUCAUCUUACUCCUCUUCUUUAACAUCAUGGUACACAUAUUCGUGGAGUUCCUUGUACAUCGGUGUUCUCAGAGUACUGAAGGAGCUCCGGAGACAAUAAAAGUUUCUCCUUUCGGGAGGGUGUUUGUACAACGGGAGACUUCCACAGCCAGAGUUGAGAGAAUCGUAUCUACCUACAGGACAUACAUAUUUCCUCCUACUUUUCUUAUAUCUACUGUUACUUUGGGAGUGAUGAUGUUCCUUAUAUAAUUGAUGUCUCGUGCCUUAUGAUAUUCUCUUCAUUGUUAUUUCUUUAUAUUAAUUAAUUUUAUUUAGAUAUCAAUCUCCGGCUGAGUGCAAAGGGGGCUAAUGUCCAAAAAAAUGUGAAUGGUAGAAGCAAGUCUAAAGUGUUAACAGAGAGGGGACAUUACGUAUAGUAUAAACUUAAUUAAACGUCUAGUAGUCUCUCCAUACUACAUAUAUUUUUCAAAUUUUUAGUUACUUCAGUUAUAGUGAAUAGUAUGCUGUCAGGUGAUAAGUACACCAAUUCCGCAACCUUUACAGAGCCACCAGCAAUGACAGAUAAUGUUCCUGGCGCCAUACUAAGUCAGAGUAACAACUACUAGAGAGUUUUCGAGUCAAAUAUGAAAGAAGAAAUCUCGCCUGCCCUGGUAUUAUGAAGUAACUUUCUCCUAGUGUUCUUUUAUUUUAGCAAAAAAAAUAUAUAUAUGUUCUAAAGACUUUUGGCAACACCUUAUGGAUUAUUUUUGAACUACCGGAACCUAGUGAUCGCAGGAUGGAUUUAGUUAUAGUUGUUAAGCUCGAAAACAAUUACCUGAAAGUCGAAAAUUUUCAUAAAUAACCUUCAAAGUCUAUAAUGAUAAUCUGCUGGCGACUGUAGUGGCUGCCAUGUUGUAUUUCUUAUGAACUAGGCAGGCAGCGGUGGCCUCACUAGUCCUGCGUCGACUGAUAGUAGCAAAACACAGUACAUUUAUUGUGAUAUAUUUCAAAUGUAUGUUUUUCUGUUACUCAAUAAAUGUAUCGAG